UGUCGUGUCAUAUGUGAAAGAGCAAGAAGACUUGGAAAAUACUGAAACCAAACCGGAGGACUGUGAUGAGAAUGAUGAGAGUAAAUCAAAUGUUAAAAGCGAGAGUGAGAGCAAAACGAACGUAAAAAAGGAGCAUGAAGAUGAAGCCAAAGCUGAAAGUAGUACGAAAGAUGUUCAGAAGAAGGAAAUUGGCAGUAAGCAGCCAAAGGAGGAACCAAGAACCAGUGACUCUGACGAAGUUCCACCUGCAAAACGCAUUAGACUGGAGGAAUCUGAUGCAGACGCUGAAGAAGAAGGUGGUAAAGGUGGAGGAGGAGAAGCAGAACAAGAUCUGGAACAAGAGAAAGACAGUCAAGACAAUACCGAUGAAAAGGCCAGUGUCACUGAUGAAAAUCAAGACCUCAAGAAGAAACGACGUCGUCGACGCAAGCGAAACCCAUCGACAUCGGCUACAAAUAACGAAAGUGGCCUUGUUGGUCAAGCGAUCGCCGUAGAUGAGGUCAAACCGGCCGAUGAUCCAAUCAAAGCAUUGUCCACAUUGCGAGUUGCAACUAAAGUCGAAUGGAAACGAUUACGUAACAAAUACCUGAUGCUUCAGCGUCAAAAGUAUACAGAGGUGAAAAAAUUGCUACAACAAAACAAGCACAGUGACAAUCGAAAAGUAUCAACGCUACCUUUGUCAACUGUACGACCGGUUACAAUGAAAAACAAAAAGUACGCUUCACCGCCACCAUCGAAGAAGAUAUGCACCCGAAACAUCAAUUUCUAUGGCGCAAUGCGUGAUGAAAAGAACACUUACGAGUGCAGUAUUAUCGAUGAAAACAAACCAAAUGCCGAUAAGACUGAGGAAUCCGAAGCGAAAAAUGAAAAGCAAUUCGGGAAAGAUCUCCAAUUCGAAUUUGAGCCGGGUCUCAUUGUGAAGGUGAAUUUUGACGAGCCAUGUACUGACAUUGCCGACUUCAAAGCAGAAAUGAAACAGUAUGCAUUCGUUCGAUAUGUUGACAUCAAGGAAGGUCAAACGUUUGCCUUUGUUCGAGUUGAUACGCCACGUUCGGCUCCGGUUUUGAUAAAGCAUUGUGCGCCAAAUCGCUGUCAAAUUCUGACCGGAGAAAGUGAGACGGAUUAUUGGUCGAAAAUUUCCAAGGAUCGUGAGCAAAAAUUGUCGAAGAAAGUCAAAGCGCCCAAGGCACGCAGUCGAAAAAUGCGGAAUAUCAUCAAAAAUAUUGCCGAGAUCAAUGUUGUCAAAGGACUUGAUAACAAGACUACCGUUAAUCACAUUCGCUUCGAUGAUGAUUGAGACAUUUGUCGAGAAAAAAAUAAAAAGACUCAGUUGAAAUAAUUUUAUUGAGCGAAUACUUUUUACCGAAUAAUAUAAUUUUAAUGGUCAAUAAAACAAUCAAUAAAAUAAAUUUUAAACAA
Sitodiplosis mosellana (orange wheat blossom midge) is the source of this 1419-nucleotide messenger RNA. Its product is annotated as la-related protein 7-like. Gene Ontology annotation, biological process: RNA processing. NCBI's taxonomy places the organism in Eukaryota, Metazoa, Arthropoda, Insecta, Diptera, Cecidomyiidae. The record is from RefSeq and is a predicted model, not a curated record. Gene Ontology annotation, molecular function: mRNA binding. Gene Ontology annotation, cellular component: nucleus.